AUGGCGCUGCUGAGGGCUCUGUCGCCGGCCUCGCGCGGCGUCUCGGCGGCGCCCCUUCCGCGGCGCAGCCUCCUGCUGCUGGCGGCCGCGGCCCGGGCUCACGGCGCGCUGCGUGGCAGUCUCCAGCUCACAGCCGUGGUCAAGGCAGCAUUCUUCCAUCUCCGCUGGGCUUGGCAACUGAUGCCUUACCUCUUCCGCCCAGAUCUAGCCACGGUUAUCCAAGUGAUGGACACCUCUAGGCUGGAUUACUGUAACUCGCUCUACGUAGGGCUGCUCUUGAGAUUGGUCCAGCUGGUACAGAAUGCAGUGGUUCCACCAGUAUUAAAACAGCAGAGUUCAGGGAGAUACAAUUCAAGGCACCUGUUAGAUGCUGCAAAGAAUCUUCAGGGGUGGUCACAAAUCGAUAAAAGAGCAUGCUGGCAUGGACAUGCAGGUGGAGGACUCCACUCAGAUCCAAAAGAAGGGUUGAAAGAAGUAGAUGGCAAGAAAAUCCUCAAAGCUAUGCUGUCCUAUGUGUGGCCCAAAGACAGGCCUGACCUACGUGCCAGAGUUGCCAUAUCAUUGGGAUUCUUAGCCGGAGCCAAGGCUAUGAAUAUAUUGGUUCCCUUCAUGUUUAAAUAUGCAGUAGAUAACCUCAACCAGAUGUCUGGAAAUGUUGGGAACCUGAAUGAUGCACCAAAUACAGUUGCAACCAUGGCAACAGCUGUUCUGAUUGGAUAUGGCCUUUCAAGAGCGGGAGCUGCUUUAUUUAAUGAAGCUAGAAAUGCUGUAUUUGGGAAAGUAGCCCAAAACUCCAUUAGAAGGAUAGCGAAGAAUGUCUUUCUCCACCUGCAUAACCUGGACUUGGGUUUCCACCUUAGCAAGCAGACUGGAGCUUUGUCAAAAGCCAUUGACCGAGGAACCAGAGGCAUCAGCUUCGUUCUCAGCGCUUUAGUAUUCAAUUUGGGCCCCACAUUGUUUGAAGUGGCACUUGUUAGUGGAAUUUUGUAUUAUAAAUGUGGAGCGCAGUUUGCACUAGUAAGCCUGGGGACACUGGGAGCUUACGCGGUAUAUACAGUAGGAGUUACACAGUGGAGGACUAAAUUUAGGAUAGAAAUGAACAAAGCAGAUAACGAUGCAGGUAACACUGCAAUUGACUCGCUGCUGAACUAUGAAACUGUGAAGUAUUUCAAUAAUGAAAAGUUCGAAGUUCAGCGGUAUGAUGGGUUUCUGAAGUCCUAUGAAAACGCUUCACUGAAGACUACCUCUACCCUUGCUCUGCUUAACUUUGGACAAAGUGCUAUCUUCAGUGUUGGUCUAACAGCCAUCAUGGUGCUGGCCAGCCAGGGAAUCGUUGCAGGUAACCUGACUGUUGGUGAUCUGGUAAUGGUGAAUGGAUUGUUGUUCCAACUUUCUUUACCCCUUAAUUUCUUGGGAACGGUGUACAGAGAGACAAGGCAAGCACUCAUAGACAUGAACACCUUGUUCACUCUGCUUAACAUAGACACAAAAAUCAAGGAUAAACAGCUGGCUCCGCCCCUGCAGAUCACACCACAGACUGCUACCAUCGCCUUUGAUAACGUGCACUUUGAAUACCUUGAGGGGCAGAAAGUUCUCAGUGGCGUAUCUUUUGAAGUCCCUGCAGGAAGGAAAGUGGCCAUUGUAGGAGGCAGUGGGUCAGGAAAAAGCACAAUAGUAAGAUUAUUAUUUCGCUUCUACGAACCACAAAAGGGGUCAAUCUAUGUUGCUGGCCAAAACAUACAAAACAUCAGCUUGGAAAGCCUGAGGAAGGCUAUAGGAGUCGUACCACAGGAUCCUGUUCUUUUCCACAAUUCCAUCUUCUACAACCUCUCGUAUGGCAAUAUCAGUGCCUCUGCAGAAGAAGUCUAUGCUGUGGCUAAGCUGGCAGGGAUCCAUGAUGCUAUUCUCAGAAUGCCCAAUGGGUACAGCACACAAGUGGGGGAGCGAGGCCUGAAGCUGUCAGGAGGAGAAAAGCAAAGAAUUGCUAUUGCUAGAGCCAUCUUGAAGAAUCCUCCAGUUAUCCUGUAUGAUGAAGCUACUUCCUCUUUAGAUUCAAUUACGGAAGAGAACAUUUUGAGUGCCAUGAGGGACGUGGUAAGGCACAGAACAUCCAUCUUCAUUGCACACAGACUGUCAACAGUGGUUGAUGCAGAUGAAAUAAUUGUACUGGAUCAGGGUAAAGUUGCAGAGCGUGGAAGGCAUUUGGAUCUCCUUACCAGCCCCAGCAGUCUUUACUAUGAAAUGUGGCACACGCAGAGCAGCCGGAUGCUGAACAGAAAUGUCAACGACCGGUGGGAAGAGAGGAACAAUCACAUGUCCAAAGAGGAGGAAAGGAAGAAGCUACAAGAGGAGAUCAUCAACAGCGUGAAAGGCUGCGGGAACUGUUCAUGCUAAGCGUGAGCCCAGCGUGUCUCUCUCUGAUG
Molecule: messenger RNA, 2423 nt
Organism: Euleptes europaea (tarantolino)
Lineage: Eukaryota; Metazoa; Chordata; Lepidosauria; Squamata; Sphaerodactylidae
Gene: ABCB7
Product: ATP binding cassette subfamily B member 7
Exons: 17
Coding region: 1-2394 (797 amino acids)
Biological process (GO): intracellular iron ion homeostasis; transmembrane transport
Cellular component (GO): mitochondrial inner membrane
Molecular function (GO): ABC-type transporter activity; ATP binding; ATP hydrolysis activity
Source: RefSeq, a predicted model, not a curated record